This is a messenger RNA of Pisolithus orientalis, 2704 nucleotides long. RefSeq lists its product as uncharacterized. The transcript is spliced from 24 exons. The record is from RefSeq and is a predicted model, not a curated record. NCBI's taxonomy places the organism in Eukaryota, Fungi, Basidiomycota, Agaricomycetes, Boletales, Pisolithaceae. The annotation marks the transcript as partial.
GUCAAUUGAGGUGGUCCAAGGGGGGAUGAACACCACUACAAGUGAUCCAGCAUGCUCCGAGGAGGAGUGGUCAGACAGGAACAUUGACAUAGGAGAGUCAGGGAAAGAUAGGGCUUUGGUUCUGGAUCAAUGUUCAUUGGUGUGGGUUGCUGUUCUUUGGUGUUCGAUGGGGUUUGUCCUGCUGUAUGGACCUGUGGAUGACCCAAUUAGGUCGAUUGAGGUGGUCCAAGGGGGGACGAACACCACUUCAAGUGAUCCGGCAUGCUCUGAGGAGGAGUGGUCAGAUGGGAACAUUGACAUAGCAGAGUUGGGGAAAGAUAGGUGUCCAAGUCAAUGUGGACAGGGGCUUCAGUUCUGGAUCAAUGUUCAUUGGUGUUUGUUUGUGUUUGUUGCUGUUCAUUGGUGUUUGAUGGGGUUCGUGCUGCUGUAUGGACCUGUGGAUGUCCAAAUUAGGUCGAUUGCAGUGGUCCUAGGGGGGACGAACACCACUUCAAGGGGUCCAGUGCACCAUGAUGGGGAGUGGUCAGACAGGAUCAUUGGUUGUAUUACCAGAUAUGCAAUUGACAUAGGAGAGUCAGGGAAUAAUGGUCAAUUGAGGUGGUCCGAGGGGGGACGAACACCACUUCAAGUGAUCCAGCAUGCUCUGAGGAGGAGUGGUCAGAUGGGAACAUUGGUGAGUCAGGCAAAGAUGGUCGACUUUGGUGGUCCUAGGGGGGACAAACACCACUUCAAGGGUCCAGCAUGCCAUGAUGGGGAGUGGUCAGACAGGAUCAUUGGUUGUAUUACAAGACAUGCAAUUGACAUAGGAGAGUCAGGCAAAGAUGGGUGUCCCAGUCAAUGUGGACAGGGGCUUUGGUUCUGGAACAGUGUUCUUCGGUCAAUUGCAAUUGAGCUAGGGGGGAUGAACACCACGUCAAGCAGCCCAGCAUGCUCCAAGGGGGAGUGGUCAGAUGGGAACAUCAGAAUACAUGCAAUAGACCUAGGAGAGUCUGGGAAAACAAGGUCAAUUGCAAUUGAUCUAGGAGGGACGAACACCACUUCAAAUGGUCCAGCAUGCCAUGAGGGAGAGUGGUCAGACAGGAACAUUGAUAUGUUAUCUGAUGGGAGUCUAGAAAAGCUGAUUAAUGCAUUCCAAACAAGUAAACAAGUGCUCCAUGUUUGUCAUGGUGGACGGACCAGGACAUGGUACUACAAGACCCAUGCAAGUGGGCCUGUAUGGAUGAACACCAUUCCAAGUGGGCCAGCAUGCUCCAAGGCAGGGAAUCUGGGAAUGAUGAUCAAUGUGCUUGAACCAGGUCCCAGGGUCUCCCAGCAUUUGGACAUGGUCUGGAUAGGGGCUUUGCAUGGUCUCAGCAGGGGUGGUCAGGCUGUCACAGUCAAUUUGGACAGGGGCCAUGGUGCUGGCUUGAUGUUUGCUGGUGUUUGCAGACAAUUUCCCAUUGGCAGCAGACUGACAUGGGCCAAAUUGUCAAGGACCAUCCAACUGCAGCCUUGGUUGAUCAUGCAGGACUGGAAGUGGUUGGCCCAACUGUCCAGUCUGGGGCCAGUGGUUGGGAAACUUUUCUUUCUGUUUACCUGUCAGCUUUGGAUCCAGUUGGAUGCAACUUGGCUGAGAGGUUCAGAGGGAAAGCCAGAGCCAACAUCUUUGGAAGAUGCCAUUCAGAGUUGGACUCUGAACCAGACCUUUGUUGAUAUAGAUUGUGGACCAUUUGGAUCACACCAGAAAGGACCCUAUGUCUCACUCCCCUCCUCUUAUCCUGGCGGUGCUAAUCCUGUAAAGUUUAGCAAGCAUGAAAGCUUGUCAGGAAUGGUUGUCCUGGAGGGCCUGAAAGUCACAAUGGAUGAUGACAAUGGUUGCAGUAUUUCUAGGUGUCAGAAUAUCCAUAAUUGUGUUACAAAGGUCCCCAUAUUUGUUUCAUCAACAUACCUGAUCCCCUCCUCAUACCCCAGGGAUGGCGAUCCAGUAACAUCAGGAGGGGGUGCCAGCUUGCUAGGGAUGGAUGUCCUGGGUGUUAUCAAUGCCACUGAAGACAAUGGAAAUGAUUUCCAGCCUCCCAGAAAUUUUUUUUCCAACUGCCAAUUUCAUUCAAAUUUCACCUGGGACAUCCCAAUGGACAUAUCUAUUGACUCCCAGCAUUAUUUCCCCCAAAUUAUGGUCGGGAGUUUACAGCUUGGAUUGGUGCCGACACCCCCCAAAAAAUUCAAUGGCAGUUACAAAGUGCUGAACAAUGUCAAACAGUGUCAAACAGCCCCCACAUCUCAGCAUGGAGCCAUUGCAGAGUCUUGGAAACUCUUGGAAACUUUCACAAAUGCAUAUGUCAUGUAUAGAAAUGGAUAUACAAAUGUCAGGACUGGUCAUGACCAAGUCCAUCUUGGCAUUCAGCAAUCACUAGACUCAGUGACCAUGUCCAACAAUGGUUUUCUGGUCAUCCUAGACCUUGGGGACAGGCAUAGGGAGCAGAAGUGCCUGGUCAGGACCAGUCCUGACCAGUCACAUCUUGCCUUUCAGCAAUCACUGGACUCCCUACCAUGUCCACCAGUGGUUUCCUGGUGUUCCUUGACCUGGGGGACAGGCAUAGGGAUCAGAAUCACCUGGUCAGGACCAGUCCUGUCCAGUCACAUCUUGCCUUUCAGCAAUCACUGGACUUGCUACCAUGUCCAGCAAUGGUUUCCUGGUCAUCCUAGACCAUGGGGGUGGGCAUAG